Messenger RNA from Closterium sp. Naga37s-1, 846 nucleotides. NCBI's taxonomy places the organism in Eukaryota, Viridiplantae, Streptophyta, Zygnematophyceae, Desmidiales, Closteriaceae. The record is from the annotation of a GenBank genome assembly.
AUGCGCGUUCUAGAGGCGUCUAUGAUGGAAUACGCCAACCGAUCCCCCUCCCGUCAAUCCUCCUCCUCUUCCUCCCGCCCGCCUCGCCUCAACCGCGGCCUAGGCAACGGCGGGAGCAGCGGCGGCGCCAGCAGCCGCGGGUCGUUCGCCAUCCGUCGCACGUGGUCGCAGGGAUCUAACGGAUCUGCUUCGUCGCCGUACAGCACCAACAGCAGCACGACGCGUUCGCCCUGCGGCGGAAGCACCACACCUGUUCUGGACGAGCUUUCGCCCGGGUUGGGGUCUGGGCGACUGCUGUCGCUGGAGACGCCGAGGCACCGGAUUGGUCGGCGACUGCAGAAGCACCUGAGCGAUCGCAUGUUCAGGGAGUCGUUCUGGAGUCCCGCGCCGCCGCGCGACUCGCUUCCCAAGCCGUUCACGUUCAAGAAGCCCGAGGGCAACGGCGCUGCUGCCAACAUCUCGCUCGUUCUUGUUGCGAUUCUUGCGACCGUAGGAAUAGCCAUUGCGCUGGCCAUGGUGUCGAUGCCAUUCCUGGGGCUCAUCGAGUCGUACUUCACAGGAGAGCCCGCCAGCCUCCCCACGCUCUUCCCCCACCCCUACUCCCCGUUCGCCUACUCGGGCGGGGGCGGAGAGGAGUCCAUGAUGGUCACUGGCAGCUUUGACUCGGGCUUCAAUUGGGGUUGUGCCAAUGGGGAGAACUGCCAUCUCUCCAAGGUUCUUCUAGCAGCGGCGCUAGGCUUGUCUGCGCUGCUCGUCCUGCUCAUGUGCUUUGCGUUUUUUGUGGAUAAGGUUUUAUCCAGAAUGCUGGGGCAUACCAUUCAAGGUAUGCAUUGGGGUUCCGCAUGA